Molecule: messenger RNA, 2014 nt
Organism: Thalassophryne amazonica
Lineage: Eukaryota; Metazoa; Chordata; Actinopteri; Batrachoidiformes; Batrachoididae
Gene: usp46
Product: ubiquitin specific peptidase 46
Exons: 9
Coding region: 284-1393 (369 amino acids)
Biological process (GO): protein deubiquitination
Cellular component (GO): nucleus; cytosol
Molecular function (GO): cysteine-type deubiquitinase activity; cysteine-type endopeptidase activity
Source: RefSeq, a predicted model, not a curated record
GUCGGGCUUCCUCGCACAGCACGCUAGUAUUGUUUCGUUCCUAACAACCUGCUGCCUGUAGUUGCUGUGUGUGUUGUCCACUCAUGUCUCCGUGGGUUUCGGUUGAGAACUGUUCCCCGCAGCCGUGUGAGCGACGCUGCGGGCGGCUUGACGUUUAGCUCCUCUGCCUUCUUUUUGCAGUGUGGCCUUCAGCCGCGGCUGCGAGUUAACUUUAUCUUUCAGCGUCGCUUUGCUCCUAAAGUCAUAUUUAUUUCAUGAAGAUGGCGGCGAGUGGGACACUUAAAUGACUGUCAGAAACAUCGCCUCCAUCUGUAAUAUGGGCACCAAUGCCUCUGCUCUGGAGAAAGACAUUGGCCCGGAGCAAUUCCCAAUCAAUGAGCACUACUUUGGAUUGGUCAAUUUUGGAAACACAUGUUACUGUAACUCGGUGCUCCAGGCUCUGUACUUCUGCCGGCCUUUUCGGGAGAACGUGUUGGCCUACAAAGCCCAGCAGAAGAAGAAGGAGAACCUGCUCACAUGCCUGGCUGACCUCUUCCACUCCAUUGCCACACAGAAGAAGAAAGUUGGCGUCAUCCCACCCAAAAAGUUCAUCUCCCGUUUACGAAAGGAGAAUGACCUGUUUGACAACUACAUGCAACAGGAUGCCCAUGAAUUCCUCAACUACCUGCUGAACACUGUGGCAGAUAUCCUGCAGGAGGAAAAGAAGCAGGAAAAGCAGAAUGGACGCCUCAAGAACAACGGCACUGCUGUCACCACAGAGACUGAGACAGAGAACAAGAUGGAGCCCACAUGGGUUCAUGAUAUCUUCCAAGGCACACUGACCAAUGAGACACGUUGUCUCAACUGUGAAACAGUAAGCAGUAAAGAUGAGGACUUUCUGGACCUUUCUGUGGAUGUGGAGCAGAACACAUCAAUAACACACUGUCUCAGGGACUUCAGUAACACAGAGACUUUGUGCAGUGAAUACAAGUACUACUGUGAGACAUGCUGCAGCAAGCAAGAAGCACAAAAACGGAUGUGUGUGAAGAAGCUUCCUAUGAUCCUGGCAUUACACCUGAAAAGGUUCAAGUACAUGGAACAGCUGCACCGCUACACCAAGCUGUCAUACCGAGUGGUUUUCCCUCUAGAACUGCGUCUCUUCAACACGUCUGGAGAUGCCGUCAACCUGGAUCGCAUGUAUGAUCUGGUGGCUGUGGUGGUUCACUGUGGCAGUGGUCCAAACAGAGGUCAUUAUAUCACGAUCGUGAAGAGUCACGGCUUCUGGCUGCUGUUUGACGAUGACAUUGUCGAGAAAAUUGAUGCCCAGGCCAUCGAGGAGUUUUACGGACUCACCUCUGACAUCUCUAAAAACUCUGAGUCUGGAUACAUCCUCUUCUACCAGUCUAGGGAGUGACUGGAUCUGAAUCAGCAGCAGAUGAGACAACAGAAGAGGUUUAGAGUCUUUUAUUUAUUUAUUUUUUUAAUAGGCCCAGACCUUUUCUGUGUCCACCCAUAUCUUUCUUCCAGGUCAGACUUCGGUGCCAGUCCUGGACAUGUAGCCAGCCCCUGGGUUCAUCUGCUCUUCACCUCAAUGUAGUUCUCUUCUGAGCCUUUAUUCACCCACAUCUAAACUGCACUUUACAACAACAACUAAAUACUCAAAAGUAUGAAGCAAACAAGGAAGGUUUGUUUCAAGCUUCUGGCUAAUUAUGGGUCAAAGCCCACAGAAGGGGUUCUCCUGCAAAGUCUGGCCAUUUACCGGGAUCCAUGAUGUGGUGAAGGUCAGAUACACAAACAGUGUUUGCAAAUUGUACAGUAUCGUUUAUUUAUAUAAAAGGUCUAUUCCCAUGUUGUUAAAUAAGGUCAAUAUCCGCAGUGCUGUCUUUCACAUGUUCGUGUCUUACACCUUAGUAGAUGCAUGACGUUGGUGGCAAACGCAGUGCAGUUUGCUCACAAAGGUUUAAUGCAUUUGCAAAGGUUUUGCAGCAAUAUUUAAGCAUCGGAAUGAGAGAACGUGUGACUCUAUCUACCUAAA